AUGGCUUUAGCUGAAACCGUGCUACGUAAAAUCCACAAACUUGGAUUGAUCCCCAAAAUCAUCAAGUUCCUACCACUAUGUUCAUUCUUAUUAGCCGUGUCCAGUAUACUUUACUUAAUUCUGUUGCCCAUGGAUGGUAAUUAUCGAAACACAUAUAUAUCUGAAAAUGCGUUAAUGCCAGCACAAGUCACUUCAUAUUUUAGAGAAAGUGAAUGGAAUAUAGUUAGAGGAUACCGUGAAUCAAUUACCAAGUUAUCUGACCAAGAUGUAAGUUCUAGAAACAAGAUUCUUGAAUCAUGGCUUGAACAACUAGGAUUGACUACUUCAUACCAUGUUAAUGGCUUCGCUAAUGAUACUCUCUAUGCAAUUAUGCAUGCACCAAGAGGUGAAAAUACAGAAGCAAUGGCAUUGGUUGUUCCUUGGGCCACCAGUGAAGGAAAGUAUAAUAGUGGUGCUAUGGCCUUGGCUAUGGGUUUGGCCAGAUAUUUCACAAGAAUGUCAAUUUGGAGUAAGAAUAUUGUGUUUGUGUUUCCACCAGAUUCAAGAAAAUCUCUACGAUCAUGGGUUGACGCGUACCAUACGGAUCUUGAUGAAACCGCUGGUUCUAUUGAAGCUGCGGUUGUGCUUGAAUAUGAUGAGACAUUGGGUGAUUAUUUUGAAUUUAUAGAUAUGUUUUAUCAUGGAUUAAAUGGACAAUUCCCUAACCUUGAUUUAUUAAAUACAGCCAAUGUUAUCAAUUACCACGAAAAUAUCAAAGUUUCAAUUGAAGGUAUUGACAAUAAAAACAUUGAUUAUACUACCAGAUUGUUAACUUUAGUUAAAGGUAUCAUCCUGUCUUGUUUGACUGGAUUAACCCAAGAGAACACCAAUGGAUGUGAAGAAUUUUCUGGUUGGCAGAUCCAAGCAAUUACUUUAAGAGCAAGAACCAAAGAUAAAGGUGAAGAACAUAGAGAUAUUACUCAACUUGGUAGAGUGGUUGAUGGUACCUUCAGAAGUGUCAACAAUUUGUUGGAAAAGUUUCAUCAAUCAUUUUUCUUUUACUUGUUAAUGUCUUCAAAGAAUUUCAUUUCAAUUGGUACUUAUUUACCUGCUGCAGUUAUCCUAGCCGUUAGUCUUGCCAUUAGUGCAUUAAGUGCAAUUUUAAGCAUUGACAGAAACGAAGCCAUAUCUAAUUUAUCAUUUAUCUUGAGAACAUUUACCUAUGUAGAAAUUGUCUGUUUAGGGUUGGCACUCAGUAUCCCUAAGUUGGUAGCUACAAGUGAAGGAGAUCAGGUUUCUGCAGUAUCAUUGCUCGUAUUGCUGAGUUUAGGAUUUCUUUCAGUGGGUUCUAUAUUUUUCAAGAAGAGAUUAUCCAAGACAAUUACAUUUUCAUUGAUUUCUUUGUCUUUAUUGUUGAUUAGUUUGUUGAUUACUGCAUUACUUAUUGUUCAUUUUUCGCUUGCAUUAAUGAUUGGUAUUUUAGUGUUACCCUUGACUUUUGUACCUACUUUAAUGAACCAGUUUACAGGACAAGACUUUAAGGACAAGGCAUACAUUGGUACUAUUAUUUGUUUAAUCGUUUCCAAUCCUUUCUUUGUUGUAUUAACAGCUGGAAAUGUCUUGGGUAACGGCAGUGACUUAUUUGAAGGGUUGGUGCUUGCAUGGAACGAUUUACAAUGUUGGACUUGGCUCGUGGUUAUCCUUGGAUGGUUCCCAUGUUGGAUAGUCAUAACUGGUUGUUUUAUGUUCUACAAAAUUGAUAUUGAUGAACUUCUCAAAAAGAAGUUGCAAUGA
This is a messenger RNA of Spathaspora passalidarum NRRL Y-27907, 1773 nucleotides long. Its product is annotated as GPI-anchor transamidase subunit. Lineage: Eukaryota; Fungi; Ascomycota; Pichiomycetes; Serinales; Debaryomycetaceae. The record is from RefSeq and is a predicted model, not a curated record. The transcript has a single exon. Gene Ontology annotation, biological process: attachment of GPI anchor to protein. Gene Ontology annotation, cellular component: membrane; GPI-anchor transamidase complex. The coding region runs from base 1 to 1773 and encodes 590 amino acids.